AAAAGAUCAUAAGUUCUCUGGUCUAUAUGUCAACCCGAAUAUCAGUUCAGUCUGUGCAAGCAUUCCAUCUUUCUUUUCUCAGAGGUGCGCCAUCGUUGGCGUAUAGUUUUUCUGAAGUUGAAGUGUUAAUCUAAAAACAUCCAAGAUGGUUAACUUCACAGUUGAUGAGAUUCGAGCCAUGAUGGACAAAAAACGUAAUAUACGUAACAUGUCCGUCAUUGCCCAUGUAGAUCAUGGAAAGUCUACCUUGACAGAUUCUUUGGUCUCCAAAGCUGGUAUUAUUGCUGGUGCUAAAGCUGGAGAAACCAGGUUUACUGAUACAAGAAAGGAUGAACAAGAUCGUUGUAUUACUAUUAAAUCAACUGCCAUAUCUAUGUACUUCGAACUUGAAGAGAAAGAUUUGGUUUUCAUCACAAGCCCAGACCAACGUGAAAAAGGCGAGAAAGGUUUCUUGAUCAACUUGAUCGAUUCUCCUGGACACGUUGACUUCUCAUCUGAAGUGACAGCUGCUCUCCGUGUAACUGAUGGAGCUCUUGUGGUAGUUGAUUGUGUUUCGGGUGUCUGUGUACAAACUGAAACUGUACUUCGUCAGGGUAUUGCUGAAUUCAUUAGACCAAUUCUUAUGAUGAACAAGAUGGAUCGUGCACUUCUUGAACUGCAAUUGGAAGCAGAAGAUUUGUAUCAAACUUUCCAACGUAUUGUUGAAAAUGUCAACGUAAUCAUUGCAACUUAUAACGAUGAUGGUGGUCCAAUGGGUGAAGUUCGUGUUGAUCCAAGCAAGGGUAGUGUAGGUUUUGGUUCUGGUCUCCAUGGCUGGGCAUUCACCCUCAAACAAUUUGCUGAAAUGUAUGCCGAUAAAUUCAAGAUUGAUGUAAACAAACUCAUGAACCGUCUCUGGGGAGAAAACUUCUUCAAUCCCAAAACAAAGAAAUGGUCCAAACAAAAAGAAGAUGGUAACAAACGUUCAUUCUGUAUGUACAUCCUCGACCCCAUCUACAAAGUCUUCGAUAGUAUAAUGAAUUAUAGGAAGGAAGAAUAUGAAUCCUUGGUGACAAAACUUGGUAUUGCUUUGAAACACGAAGACAAAGAUAAGGACGGUAAACAACUCUUGAAAGUUGUCAUGAGAACUUGGUUGCCAGCUGGAGAAGCCUUGCUUCAGAUGAUUGCCAUCCAUCUUCCAUCGCCUGUAACUGCCCAGAAAUACCGUAUGGAGAUGUUGUACGAAGGACCACAUGACGAUGAAGCUGCUGUCGCUAUCAAAAACUGCGAUCCCAACGGACCCCUCAUGAUGUACGUGUCAAAGAUGGUACCAACAUCUGAUAAAGGAAGAUUCUACGCUUUCGGUCGUGUCUUCGCCGGUAAAGUAGCGACUGGACAAAAGGCAAGAAUCAUGGGACCCAACUACACCCCCGGAAAGAAAGAAGAUCUUUACGAAAAGGCCAUCCAACGUACUGUUCUCAUGAUGGGACGUUAUGUUGAGGCUAUCGAAGAUGUUCCAUCUGGAAAUAUUUGCGGUCUUGUAGGUGUCGAUCAGUUCUUGGUUAAAACUGGUACCAUCACCACCUAUAAGGAUGCCCACAAUCUCAAGGUCAUGAAGUUCUCUGUAUCGCCCGUUGUGCGUGUUGCAGUAGAACCCAAGAACCCUGCCGAUUUGCCCAAGUUGGUGGAAGGUUUGAAACGUUUGGCCAAAUCCGAUCCUAUGGUCCAAUGUAUCAUUGAGGAGUCUGGUGAACAUAUCAUCGCCGGUGCCGGUGAGCUCCAUCUCGAAAUUUGUCUGAAGGACUUGGAAGACGACCAUGCCUGCAUUCCAAUCAAAAAAUCCGAUCCUGUCGUAUCGUACCGUGAAACGGUCAGCGAAGAAUCUGACCAGAUGUGCCUGUCGAAAUCUCCCAACAAACACAACAGGCUGUUCAUGAAGGCAUGUCCCAUGCCCGACGGUCUUCCCGAAGACAUUGACAACGGUGACGUUAACCCAAGGGACGACUUCAAGGUUCGUGCGCGUUACCUCUGCGACAAAUACGAGUAUGACAUUACCGAAGCCAGAAAGAUCUGGUGUUUCGGACCUGACGGAACUGGACCAAAUCUCUUGGUAGAUUGUACCAAGGGAGUACAAUACCUCAAUGAAAUCAAGGAUUCCGUAGUCGCCGGUUUCCAAUGGGCUACCAAGGAGGGUGUGUUGUCUGAAGAGAAUUUGAGAGGUGUCCGUUUCAACAUCUACGAUGUCACCCUUCACGCUGACGCCAUCCAUCGUGGUGGUGGCCAGAUCAUUCCAACCACCAGACGUUGUCUCUACGCUUGUCUGUUGACUGCUCACCCCAGACUUAUGGAGCCAGUGUACCUCUGUGAAAUCCAGUGUCCUGAAGUAGCUAUUGGUGGUAUCUAUGGUGUCUUGAAUAGAAGACGUGGUCAUGUGUUUGAGGAACAACAAGUUGCUGGUACACCUAUGUUCGUCAUUAAAGCUUACUUGCCCGUAAACGAGUCAUUCGGAUUCACUGCUGAUCUUCGUUCCAACACCGGUGGACAGGCCUUCCCACAGUGUGUGUUCGAUCACUGGCAAAUCUUACCCGGUGACCCAAUGGAAUCUGGUACCAAACCAUACGGAAUCGUACAGGACACUAGAAAGAGGAAGGGCCUUAAAGAAGGACUCCCAGAUCUUACCCAAUAUCUGGAUAAAUUGUAAACAUCUGGUAUUUUAGGUUCUGUACAAAUUAUUUAAGAAAAUUGAAAUACACACUAAAAAAUAAUUUUGUAUUUGAUUCAACAAAAUUGCAAUCUAUUAUUGGCAGGGUGAUCAAAUAUCACGACAUUUUUUAAUGCAAUAUUCUGAACCAGAAAAACAACUGCUCCUAUUUCUUUCUGGUUUAUAGGUAAGGUUGUUUGAUUUUAAACGAUGAUUUUUUUUUUAGAAUGCUUUGUUGAUAAUAUAUUGACAAUGAAUAUUUUUUGAUUUUUAUUUUGUUUACAUUACUAGUGAUUGAAUUUGUAAAUUUUGAGGCUUUGUCCUUGAAUGAAAUCUUGUAAUAAAACAAUUUUUAUGAAA
Molecule: messenger RNA, 3040 nt
Organism: Harmonia axyridis
Lineage: Eukaryota; Metazoa; Arthropoda; Insecta; Coleoptera; Coccinellidae
Gene: eEF2
Product: translation elongation factor 2
Exons: 10
Coding region: 146-2680 (844 amino acids)
Biological process (GO): translational elongation
Cellular component (GO): ribonucleoprotein complex; cytosol
Molecular function (GO): ribosome binding; translation elongation factor activity; GTP binding
Source: RefSeq, a predicted model, not a curated record